AUGCCACACUCAGUCUCGUCCGAUGAAAACGUCGCCGAGCCGCCUUUCAAGAUUGCCAUCAUUGGCGCAGGCAUUGGUGGUUUAGCAUUUGCAAUCGGCUGUCUCAAACACAAUGUUCCUUACACACUUUACGAAUCUGCUCGUGAAUACAGCAUCGUAGGUGCUGGAGUCGGUCUUGGUCCAAAUGCCCUCCGGGCUAUGGAUAUGAUCGACCCGAAGUUGCGAGCGAUGUACAAUGAUAUUUCUUCGGGCAACCUGACUCCAAACAAAGAUCAUGUCAUGAUGGAUGCUCUCUAUGCUGAGGACGGGUUUGGUGAGAAGCGCGGCUGGGUCCCAGCACCCUAUGGUGCAGAAUGCUAUGAUAGAACUAGUGCACACCGCAAAGACCUGCUGGAUAUCUUGACCAGCAUGAUACCUAGGGAGACCGUCCGGUUCAGCAAGAGAGUGAAGAGCAUGGAACAGCUGGAAGACAAGGUUAUCAUCACUUUCGAGGACGGUGAGGUCGCUGAAGCCUCGGCUGUUAUCGGCAGUGAUGGUGCAAAGGGACCGACUAGAGGUUAUGUCCUGGGAGACCGAUGGCCCGAAGAAGUUUCAGCUACCUACAGCGGCAAAUAUGUCUACAGAUCAAUCAUACCCAUGAAGGAUGCUCUUGAGAUCCUAGGAGACCACGCGGGCGACGCCAAAUCAUUCAUUGGCCACAAUGUCAACUUUAUCACAUUCCCGAUUUCACGAGGUACACAAUGCAAUCUAGUUGCUUUCAAGUUCACCGACGAGCCUUGGACUCACCAUCAGUGGACGAAGCGGGUGACAAAAGAAGAAAUGGUGGCAGAUUUCGCAAAAGGGGUUGACAAGAGAAUUGUGAAACUUCUCGACGUAAAAUGCUCCCGAUCUAUCUGUUGA
Molecule: messenger RNA, 900 nt
Organism: Phaeoacremonium minimum UCRPA7
Lineage: Eukaryota; Fungi; Ascomycota; Sordariomycetes; Togniniales; Togniniaceae
Product: putative mannitol 1-phosphate dehydrogenase protein
Exons: 1
Coding region: 1-900 (299 amino acids)
Biological process (GO): secondary metabolite biosynthetic process
Source: RefSeq, a predicted model, not a curated record